Molecule: messenger RNA, 3018 nt
Organism: Closterium sp. Yama58-4
Lineage: Eukaryota; Viridiplantae; Streptophyta; Zygnematophyceae; Desmidiales; Closteriaceae
Source: the annotation of a GenBank genome assembly
AUGGCUCUGUGGGGAGCCUGGUCGGGGAGUCUUCUGGGGGGCAUGGCUCUGGGGCGCGGGGACGCGCACGGCGGGGGAAGGGGGGAGACGGGCGGCGGAGCCGGCGGUACAGGCGGGUCGGGCGGGGCGGGCGGAGGGGGCGGAGCGGGAGGGGUGGACUGGCGCGGGUGGAAGGUGACGCGGAGGUUGGAGUUUGAGGGGGCGGACUGCGCGCUGAUAAAGGCGUUCCUGGGGGAUAGGGACGCGUGGGCGUGUCUCGAGGAGAGCGCUGCGAAUCGAAUUUACAUCUUUGAGUAUCUCAACACUGUUCGGACCUCCCACCCGGCACUACUGCAGACCUACCAGGCGGUCUUGCUGUCCCACGGGCUGACCACAGAAGCACUGAGGGCGCAGAGGCGGGAGGUGCUGCAGCUGUUCGCUGUGCUGCUCACUGCACAGGACGGGCUGUGGAAGCUAAAAAAAGGGCAGCUUCUCGACCUCAUCUGCCACUCGGACGCCUGGAAGAAGACACAACAAGCACAACAGGCACAGCAGGCGCAGCAGUCACAGCAGGCGCAGCAGUCACAGCAGGAGACACGAGAGGCACAACAGGUUGCGGGUGGGGAUGAGCGGAGUGCGGGGGGGGGAAGGGCGGGUGGGGCGACGGGUGGUGCUGUGAGGGAUGUGGUUGCUGGUGGGAUAGCAUCCAUGAUGAGGAUGGAGGAAGAGGAUGAGGAGGAGGAGGAUUUGUAUGGAGAGGGGUAUGGAGAGGAGGAAGAGGAGGAUUUGUACGGGGAGGAGAGUGGGGGUGGGGUGGGAGGGGGAGUGAGGGAGGGGGAAGGGGGGAGUGUGGAGGGGAGAGAGGCGAAUGGUGCGGUGAGUGAAGGGGAGGAGGAAAGGGAGAGUGGGGAGAGCGAGGGAGAUGGGGAGAGCAGGGGUGGUGGAGGGAAAGAGGAAGAGGACGAGGGCGGAGGAAUGGGGGUGCUUAGACUGCCGAGUAUUCGAGUGGGGGAUAUGAGGAAAGUGAUGCAGGAGAAAAGGGUUCAGCAGGAGUGGGAGGUGCAGCAACAGCAGGAGCGGCAACUGCAGCAACAGCAGCAGCAACAGCAGCAGCAGCAGCAGCAGGAGCAGCAGGGAGGGGAACGGGAAGGAGAAGGGAUCUUAAGGGUCACAUCCGCCCUUGAUGACAUCCCUCCUGCCGCUACAACCGCCCCGGCCCCCGUCUGUCCUGCCGCUACAGCCGCCCCUGCCCCCACCCUUCCUGCCGCUACAACCGCCCCUGCCGCCGUCCCUCCUGCUCCUGCCGCUACAGCUGCGUUCACUGCCUCCCUAGCAAGCGGCGCUGCUGCCACGUCUGUAGCGGCAGCAAAGGCGGCUGUAGCGCUGCCACCUUCCCCCGUCCCUCCCCCUGCUGUAGCCGCCCCUGCCGCCAUCCCUCCUGCCGCCGCUACAGCCGCCUUCACUGCCUCCUUGGCGAGCGGCGCUGCUGCCACGUCUGUAGCGGCGGCCAAGGCGGCUGCAGCGCUGGCAGCUUAUAAACGCUCCUCCACCCCCCCGAAGAGUCCUGUGGAUCAUGAUACGUGGGAUUCGGGGGAGGAGGAGGAGGGGGAGGGGAGCGGGGGGUGGGGAGGAGCUGUGGGGAGGAAAGGCAGGGCUGCAAGCUAUGGGGGGGUGACUGGUGUAGAGCGAGGGGAAGGGUCGAGGGAAGGUGGGAGAGUGAUAGGGGGAUUGGUAGGUGGGGGGGUUGGGGACAUAGAGGGGAGGGGAUUAGGACAAAAGGUGGAGAUAGAGACAGGAGGGGAAGGAAGAGGAGUGAGUGGAGCAGGAGGAGCAGGAGGAGCAGGAGUAGACGCAAAUGUUCCAGGGGUUAGUGUGGCUAGUGGCAGUGCGGUUGGUGGUGGUGCGGCUGCUGGCAGUGCGGUGUGGCAAGGGAGGGAGUGGUUGGGAGGAGUGGAGGUGUUUGGGAGUGCCAUCGACAACAUGUGGAGCCCGCUUCCUGUGUUCCUGGGGAGCAAUGCAGUGUGUGGCCACGUGGACCUGUGCCAGCUGGACGCCAGCCUGGCGCGUGACGUGGCAGAGCUGCAUGCGUUCCUGUGCCCCGGCGGUGACGUCAGCAGCAGCAGCAGCCACCCUGGUGACGUCAGCAACACCGGAGGCGGCGGCAGGAGCAAAACGAGUGAAUACAUACAGCAGUGGUCCUCUUUGCUCCCCCGCACAGCCCUGCACACUCGCUUCCUGGCCGUUCCAACUGCUCUCAGGCGCAGGCAGAAGCAGAUGGAGGAGAGGCAGGGGCAGAAAAGGCAGGUGCAGCAGCAGGGGGGAGAGAAGGGAGAGCAAAAGGAGACGCAGCAGGAGGGGCAGAAGAAGGGGAAGCAGGAGGGGUGUUUGGUGCUGCAGGCGCUGCAGCGAGGGGUGUGGAGGAAUGAAGAACUCACUCAGGAUGUGCUACAGCAGCUGGGGGUGGGAAUGUUGCAGCUGAGCACGUUCCAGGAGGCUUUGCAGAGCGGUGCAGGUGGUGUUGAGAGCGGUGUAAAUGGUAGCACCGACAAUGGCUCUUUAAGCCAAUUAGAGGCUCGGGCACUAGCAGCACUAGAAGACGAUCUUAGCUUCAAUGCCAAGGCUGCGGUUCAGGAGCAACGGGCUGCUGCAGAGGCUCGGGCAGUCCUUGCCGAAGCUGAGGAGCAGCUUCGGCGAGCACAGGCAGCAGUGGACCGAGCCAGAGCUGCUGCCUCGGAGGCAACCCACCGGGCCGAAGCUGCUGCUGCGGAGGCUCGGGAGGAGAUGGAUCAGCUGGAUGAGGCUCGGGAGCAGGUUCGGAGAAAGGCUGAGGAGUGUCGGCGCGCUUGGGACCGCCACAUCAGCAUCGUUCGCCAGCUGGCGGCUGUAUCGCCUGGUGCGUGUGGCAGGAGGUCUUAUUCCAAAAGGCGCAAGGAGGAGUUUGAAGCGGCAGCGAGGAGUUAUGAGGAGUACUUGACGCUGUGGGAGGAGCUUGAGUGCAUGGGUCGAGGGAGCAUGCCGGAAACUCCGCAGGCUCAAUAA